AUGUCCGAUACUGAAGGAAAGACCAUCACAUGCAAGGCUGCCAUUGCUUGGGAGGCAGGAAAGCCUUUGACUGUUGAAGACGUCGAGGUUCUUCCUCCUCGUGCCCACGAGGUCCGCAUUAAGAUCGUCUCUACUGGUGUCUGCCACACCGACGCCUACACCCUCUCCGGCAAGGACCCCGAGGGUGCUUUCCCCGUUAUUCUUGGACACGAGGGUGCCGGUAUCGUCGAGAGCAUCGGUGAGGGCGUUACCAAUGUUAAGAAGGGUGAUCAUGUCAUUGCUCUGUACACUGCUGAGUGCCGUGAGUGCAAGUUCUGCAAAUCUGGCAAGACCAAUCUCUGUGGUGCUGUCCGCGCCACCCAAGGCAAGGGUGUUAUGCCCGAUGGUACUUCCCGCUUCCGUGCCCGUGGCCAGGAUAUUCUCCACUUUAUGGGCUGCUCCACCUUCUCCGAGUACACUGUCGUUGCCGAUGUCUCCGUUGUCGCAGUCAACGAGACUGCACCCUUUGACCGCAUCUGCUUGCUUGGCUGUGGUAUUACUACCGGUUAUGGCGCUGCCACCAUUACUGCCAAUAUUCAGGAGGGCGAUAACGUUGCUGUAUUUGGUGCUGGCUGUGUUGGUUUGUCAGUGGUGCAGGGCGCCGCUGCCCGCAAGGCUGGUUCAAUUUACGUCAUUGACAUUGACGACAAGAAGGAAGAGUGGGCCAAGAAUUUUGGUGCCACUCACUUUAUCAACCCUACAAAAGUCAACAGACCAAUCCAGGAAGAGCUGGUCGACGUUACUGAUGGCGGCCUUGAUUACACCUUUGAUUGCACAGGUAAUGUUAAUGUGAUGCGUUCCGCUCUCGAGGCUUGUCACAAGGGUUGGGGUACUUCCAUCAUUAUCGGUGUUGCUGCCGCUGGCGAAGUUAUCCAAACCAGACCAUUCCAACUUGUCACCGGAAGAGUCUGGAAGGGAUGUGCCUUCGGUGGUGUCAAGGGUAGAACUCAGCUUCCUGGAAUUGUUGAGGACUAUUUGGCUGGCAAGAUUAAGGUUGACGAGUUCAUCACCCACAGACAUGACAUCAAUGGCAUCAACCAGGCUUUUGAUGAUAUGCACUCCGGUACCUGCAUUCGCGCUGUCAUCAACUAUUAG
Molecule: messenger RNA, 1134 nt
Organism: Magnusiomyces paraingens
Lineage: Eukaryota; Fungi; Ascomycota; Dipodascomycetes; Dipodascales; Dipodascaceae
Exons: 1
Coding region: 1-1134 (377 amino acids)
Biological process (GO): formaldehyde catabolic process
Cellular component (GO): cytosol
Molecular function (GO): zinc ion binding; S-(hydroxymethyl)glutathione dehydrogenase [NAD(P)+] activity
Source: RefSeq, a predicted model, not a curated record